AUGGGUCACUCAACCAAAUUGCUGUUUGGUGAAGCAAUACUUUUGUUUGCAACAUGCACGAAUGUGACAUACACUACCAUCAUGUUGCAGCCAGCCAUUCAUUCGCCAGCCAUUCGAAAAAGUACAUACAACAACCAAUUCUAGUCUGCGAUCUUUGUUUUGCACAAUACACGCCUAUUUUAAAUGCACACUAGGGCUGUAUACAGCACCACUGCA
Messenger RNA from Geodia barretti, 216 nucleotides. The record is from the annotation of a GenBank genome assembly. Lineage: Eukaryota; Metazoa; Porifera; Demospongiae; Tetractinellida; Geodiidae.